UGUGUAGGUGACCAGUUCAAACAUCAAUUUUAGUCAUUUUUUAAACUUUAUUUCGAUCUUUUUAAAACGUUUUAGUAUGUUUUUUUACAACUUUAAAAAUUGAUCUGUAAUUACUGACUAAUUUUAAUUGUUUCUUGGCAUGUUUUGACUGGAAUUUUGGAGAUUUUGCGUGCGCAAAAGUAUUGACGGCGGCCCUAAUGACAACGUGAAUGUCGCAAACGUUUGGCUUACAUUAUAUUCAAGAGUAUCAAAACCUUUAGAAUUAUAUACACACUAAAUUGCAUUAAGCAAUAUAGAAAAUGUUUGUCAAAAUGAUCAACAAUAAUUUUAAAAGUACCUAAUAAUAUUUUCCAACUAAUGGUGUAAUAACCAUCACAUGGUUAAUAAAUACACAAAUCAUCAACAUAAAACAAAAACUGGUAACAAAUAAAAUAAACUUGCAAGAUGACUUGAACUGACAGUGACAUCUAAUAAUUCCAACAAAAAAAUAAUGUAAUUAUUUCAGCGCAAUCAACAGUACACUAGAACCCAAAUCCGUCUGUUUAGCAGGCGCUUCAGAUUUACGACAUCUGCAGCUUCCUCGAAGGCGAACACAUCCGCCUUGGAAUCGGAGGUUUUUAUCCGAGGCGAAUCAAACGUACAUUUAUAGUAAACUUAGUUACCGUUUUUGCUUAUAUUAUUACAAUUGCCCAAAUGGCAGUUGUAAUGAACUUUGUGCUUUCAAUAACUGAUAUAGUAACAAUAACGGAAGUAUUGCUCUUCUCUAUGACUCAAGUGGGAUUUGUUAAUAAACUGGUAAACUUUCACCGGAACUCCAGAAAAGUUGCAACGCUAGAUGAAUUGAUUUCACAAGAUAUUUUUACCAGGGUCACAGUCGCAGAGAUGGACAUUAUGAAGACAUCGUUUCAAAGGUGCCAGAAAGUCCUCAACAUAUUUUUAGUGUCUUGUUUCGGAGUAACUUUGCUAUAUGGAGUAGUUCCUGCUGUAAACGGAAUAAUGACUGGGACAAAAAUGUAUCCCUUCCCAGGGAAAUUUCCUUUUAAUCCUGAUGACUACUUUGUUCUUAUUUAUGGCGGAGAAGUGGCCACAGUUGCAGUUAGCGCUUGGAACAAUGGAGCAAUGGAUUGUCUAUUUACCAAACAUACAGUCAUAGCAACAACACUAUUUCGCAUACUUCGCAAAAAAAUUAAGGAUUUGCAUUACAACACCAACGAGGGGGAACGGCCGUUAGAAAAUCGCAUUAAACACUGCGUUCGAUACUACAACGAGAUAAUCAAAUAUGUUUCUGCAAUUGAAAACAUUUUCGCUUAUGGAAUUCUAGUGCAGUUUAUGUGUAGUGCUAUUGUGAUUUGCUUAACUGGGUUUCAACUAUUAGUGGUUGCUUCUGAAAGCGGACAAAGUGGCCUAUUGGUAGUCUACCUCUUCUGCAUGAUGUUUCAAUUGGUUUUGUACUGUUGGUAUGGUCACAUGUUAAUGGAGGAGAGUAAUCGUAUAACUGAGGCUUGCUACGCAAUCAACUGGCAUGAAAUGAAAAUUGGACAACAAAAAAUGCUCAUAACUAUAAUGGAAAGAGCUAAAAAGCCGAUCGCCUUAAAAGCGUUGGGUAUAUUUCGACUAAACUUGUCCACAUUAAUGACCAUUCUCAGAUCGUCAUACUCAUAUUUCGCAGUUCUGCAGCAGAUAUAUCGCAAAUGAUAAAAUUAUGGCUUUAGUUACGAAUUAAUCUACAUUACUUCUUCACAUGUUAACCCACAUUAAAUACACUUUAUGCAUAA
This is a messenger RNA of Dendroctonus ponderosae (mountain pine beetle), 1775 nucleotides long. Its product is annotated as odorant receptor 4. The transcript is spliced from 7 exons. Gene Ontology annotation, cellular component: plasma membrane. NCBI's taxonomy places the organism in Eukaryota, Metazoa, Arthropoda, Insecta, Coleoptera, Curculionidae. The coding region runs from base 694 to 1695 and encodes 333 amino acids. The record is from RefSeq and is a predicted model, not a curated record. Gene Ontology annotation, molecular function: olfactory receptor activity; odorant binding. Gene Ontology annotation, biological process: sensory perception of smell; detection of chemical stimulus involved in sensory perception of smell.